UUGUGGAGUUCCAGGGCAAAGAAAAGGAAUCAGAGCAGAGGUGCAACCCCACACUGAUAGAUCGCCUCAUUCAAAAGACCAGACACCAUGUAUUGUCUGAGCUGUUACCUCAAACAGGCCCUGAACACUCCGUGCAUCAGUUAAAUCUGGUUUUUGUUGCUGCUGAAAAUUAGCCAAGAUGUCAAUGACCGACAUGUCAGAGUUUGGGGAAGCUGCCUCUUUCCUGAGGAAAAGUGAAAAGGAAUUAAUGAUGUUACAAACCAUUGCGUUUGAUGGUAAGAAACGCUGCUGGGUCCCUGAUGAGAAGGAGGCUUAUGUGGAAGCAGAGAUUAAAGAAGCUGGUGGUGGGAAGGUCACUGUGGAAACCAAAAAUGGCAAAACUAUAACAAUUAAAGAAGAUGACAUUCAGCAGAUGAACCCUCCCAAGUUCGAUAUGAUUGAGGACAUGGCCAUGUUAACCAACUUGAACGAAGCUUCUGUGUUAUACAAUCUGCGCCGGCGAUACAGUAACUGGAUGAUCUACACCUACUCAGGGUUGUUCUGUGUGACUGUCAACCCGUACAAGUGGCUCCCGGUGUAUAGUGCUCCCGUGGUCGCUGCCUACAAGGGCAAGAGACGCUCAGAGGCACCGCCCCAUAUCUACUCCAUUGCUGACAAUGCAUACAACGACAUGGUCCGCAAUCGGGAGAACCAGUCAAUGUUGAUUACUGGUGAGUCUGGAGCUGGGAAAACUGUCAACACGAAACGUGUUAUUCAGUACUUUGCAAUUAUAGCUGCCAUGGGCGAUGGAGGUGGAAAGAAGUCUCAGCCAGCAACAAAGACCGGGGGUACUCUAGAGGACCAGAUCAUUGAGGCAAACCCAGCGAUGGAAGCUUUUGGCAACGCCAAGACCUUAAGAAAUGACAACUCUUCCCGUUUUGGGAAGUUUAUUCGGAUUCACUUUGGUCCGACAGGGAAACUGGCAUCAGCUGAUAUUGACAUCUAUCUUCUAGAAAAAUCUCGGGUAAUCUUCCAGCAACCUGGAGAAAGGAGUUACCACAUUUAUUACCAGAUCUUUUCUGGCAAAAAGCCUGAGCUCUUUGAUAUGCUGCUAGUGAGUAACAAUCCCUUUGACUAUCAUUUCUGCUCACAAGGAGUUGUUACAGUCGACAAUGUAGAUGAUGGGGAGGAAUUGGCAGCAACUGAUCAUGCCAUGGACAUCCUCGGCUUUGAAAUUGAGGAGAAGUACGGCUGUUACAAAAUCGUUGGAUCCAUCAUGCACUUUGGAAACAUGAAAUUCAAACAGAAACAACGGGAGGAGCAAGCAGAGCCUGAUGGCACUGAAAAUGCUGAUAAAGCUGCUUAUCUGAUGGGAUUGAGUUCUGGUGACCUCCUGAAGGCCCUUGUUCACCCUCGAGUCAAAGUCGGCAAUGAGUAUGUGACCAAGGGACAAACGGUGGCUCAGGUAAUCUAUGCUGUGGGUGCCCUUGCAAAGGCUACUUAUGAUCGAAUGUUUAAGUGGCUGGUUUUCCGAAUUAACAAGACCUUGGACACUAAGUUUGCCAGGCAGUACUUCAUUGGAGUGUUGGACAUUGCAGGCUUCGAAAUAUUUGAUUACAACAGUUUCGAGCAGCUCUGCAUCAAUUUUACGAAUGAGAAACUGCAACAGUUUUUCAACCAUCACAUGUUUGUGUUGGAGCAGGAGGAGUACAAGAGAGAGGGGAUCGACUGGGUCUUCAUUGACUUUGGCCUUGAUCUUCAAGCUUGUAUUGAUCUGAUUGAAAAGCCAUUGGGCAUUCUGUCGAUCCUUGAGGAGGAGUGUAUGUUCCCGAAAGCCACUGAUAUGUCAUUCAAAGCGAAACUGUAUGACAAUCACUUGGGAAAAUCACCCAAUCUGCAGAAACCUCGGCCUGACAAAAAACGGAAAUAUGAGGCUCAUUUUGAGCUGGUUCAUUAUGCUGGAGUGGUCCCUUACAAUAUAAUUGGAUGGCUUGACAAGAACAAGGACCCAUUAAAUGAGACUGUAGUGGCAAUUUUCCAGAAAUCUUCGAACAAACUGUUGGCAGCGUUGUAUGAAUCAUACGUCAGUGCUGAAGCAGCCAUGGAGCAGAGUAAGAGCGGCACAAAGGAAAAACGGAAGAAAGCUGCCUCUUUCCAGACUGUUUCUCAGCUGCAUAAAGAGAACCUCAACAAACUGAUGACCAACUUGAGAUCCACUCAGCCCCACUUUGUGCGAUGCAUCAUUCCCAAUGAAACCAAGACUCCAGGUGCAAUGGACCCAUUCUUGGUCCUUCACCAGCUGCGGUGUAACGGUGUCCUGGAAGGAAUCCGAAUUUGCCGGAAAGGCUUCCCGAACAGAGUGCUUUAUGCUGACUUCAAGCAGCGAUACCGUAUCCUCAAUCCAUCUGCUGUUCCUGAAGACAAGUUCGUCGACAGCAGAAAGGCGACAGAGAAAUUGCUGGGCUCUCUCGAUAUCGAUCACUCUCAGUAUAGGUUUGGUCACACAAAGGUGUUCUUCAAGGCAGGUUUGUUGGGUCUGCUGGAGGAAAUGCGAGAUGAACGAUUGGCAAAGAUCCUGACAAUGAUCCAAGCUCGCAGCCGAGGGUUCCUGAUGAGAAUCGAGUAUCAGAAAAUGAUUGCUAGACGAGAUGCGCUACUUGUUAUUCAGUGGAACAUUCGUGCUUUCAACGCUGUGAAGAAUUGGUCCUGGAUGAAGCUCUUCUUCAAGAUUAAACCUUUACUGAAGAGCGCGGAGACUGAGAAAGAGAUGGCAAAUCUGAAAGAUGAGUUCUUGAAGUUGAAAGAGGCUCUGGUCAAGUCUGAGGCCAAACGCAAGGAGCUGGAGGAGAAGCAAGUCACUCUGAUCCAAGAGAAGAAUGAUCUGUCCCUUCAGUUACAGGCGGAGCAAGACAAUCUUGCUGAUGCAUCAGAGAGAUGUGACCUUCUGAUCAAAGCGAAGAUCCAGUUGGAAGCGAAAGUGAAGGAGCUAACGGAGCGACUGGAUGAUGAGGAAGAGAUGAAUGCAGAACUGACUGCCAAGAAACGCAAACUCGAGGAUGAGUGUGCAGAAUUGAAGAAAGACAUCGAUGAUUUGGAAAUCACACUAGCCAAAGUAGAAAAAGAGAAACACGCAACAGAAAAUAAGGUUAAAAAUCUUACAGAAGAAAUGGCUUCUCUUGACGAAACGAUUGUGAAACUGACCAAAGAGAAGAAGGCGCUUCAGGAGGCCCAUCAACAGACCCUGGAGGACCUGCAGGCUGAAGAAGACAAAGUUAACACCCUGACCAAAGCCAAGGCCAAACUAGAGCAACAAGUCGAUGAUCUUGAAGGGUCUUUGGAACAAGAGAAGAAAGUCCGCAUGGAUUUGGAACGUGCGAAGCGAAAGCUGGAGGGAGAUUUGAAACUAACACAUGAAUCUGUCAUGGAUUUAGAGAAUGAUAAACAACAGCUGGAGGAGAAGCUGAAAAAGAAGGACUUUGAAAUAAGUCAGUUAAACUCCAAGAUUGAGGAUGAAGGGGCUCUUGUUGCUCAGCUCCAGAAGAAAAUUAAAGAGCUGCAGGCUCGAAUUGAGGAGCUUGAGGAGGAGUUGGAAGCAGAACGGGCGGCAAGAGCUAAGGUGGAGAAACAAAGGGCAGAUGUAUCCCGGGAGCUGGAGGAGUUGAGUGAGAGGUUGGAGGAAGCAGGAGGAGCAACGUCAGCACAGGUGGAGAUGAACAAGAAACGGGAAGCAGCCUUCCUGAAACUUCGGAGGGACCUGGAAGAGGCAACACUGCAACACGAGGCAACGGCAUCAGCUCUGAGGAAGAAGCAGUCAGAUACAGUGGCAGAACUGAGUGAGCAGAUUGACAACCUGCAAAGGGUUAAACAGAAACUGGAGAAAGAGAAGAGUGAACUUAAAAUGGAGACAGAUGAUUUAAAUUCCAGCAUUGAACAAAUUACAAAAGCAAAGGCCAACUCAGAGAAGUUAUGCAGAACAUAUGAAGAUCAACUAAAUGAAGCAAAUACCAAAGUUGGUGAACUUCAGCGUCAAGUGGCAGAUCUGGCUUCGCACAAAGCCAAACUGCAGAGUCAGAACGGGGAGUACAGCAGGCAAAUGGAAGAAAAGGAAGCUCUCAUUAACCAGUUAAGCCGUGGCAAGGUGUCCUUCACACAAAGUAUUGAAGAGUUGAGAAGACAACUGGAAGAAGAGACCAAAUCCAAGAAUGCUCUCGCUCAUGCUCUGCAUGCUUCACGACACGACUGUGACCUUCUGAGAGAACAGUACGAGGAGGAACAAGAGGCGAAGGCUGAACUACAGAGGGCGCUAUCCAAGGCCAAUGCUGAGGUGGCCCAAUGGCGUAACAAAUAUGAAACCGACGCAAUCCAGAGGACAGAGGAACUGGAAGAAGCUAAGAAGAAGUUGGCGAUUCGUCUACAAGAAGCAGAGGAGUCAGUGGAAGCAGUAAAUGCCAAAUGCUCCUCACUGGACAAGACAAAACAUCGGUUGCAGACAGAAAUUGAGGACUUGACGAUCGACCUGGAGAGAGCAAAUUCAGCUGCUCUGGCUUUUGACAAGAAGCAACGAAAUUUUGAUAAGAUGAUCGCUGACUGGAAGCAGAAAUUUGAGGAGGCUCAGGCUGAACUGGAAGCAUCACAGAAGGAAGCUCGUAGCCUGAGCACUGAGCUCUUUAAACUGAAGAAUGCCUAUGAGGAAUCACUAGACCACUUGGAGACUCUCAAACGAGAGAACAAGAACCUUCAAGAUGAGAUCACAGACUUGACUGACCAGAUCAGUGAAGGAACUAAAACCAUCCAUGAGCUGGAGAAAGUGAAGAAGAACCUGGAACAGGAGAAAAGCGAGGUGCAGGGUGCAUUGGCAGAGGCAGAGGGUGCUCUUGAACACGAGGAGAGUAAAACCCUGAGGAUCCAACUUGAGCUCUCGCAGAUCAAAGCUGAGGUUGAACGCAAACUGGCAGAAAAGGAUGAAGAAAUUGAUGGUCUACGGCGGAACCAUCAGCGAACUGUCGAACUCAUGCAGGCAGCUCUUGAUUCUGAGGCAAAAGCCAGAAAUGAAGCUCUUCGGUUAAAGAAGAAAAUGGAGGGUGAUCUGAAUGAAAUGGAACUGCAGCUCAAUCAUGCCAACAGGCAAGCUGCUGAAUCCCAGAAACUAUACAGAAACCUUCAGGCCCAGUUUAAGGACAUCCAGUUGGAACUUGAUGAAACCAUUCGGCAGAAAGAUGAUUUCAAGGAACAAAUUGCAGCAGCUGAACGACACAGCAACCUGUUGGUGGCGGAACUUGAAGAACUGCGUGCAGUUCUUGAGCAGUCAGAGAGGGGCAGGAAACUGGCCGAGCAGGAAUUAUUGGAGGCAACCGAGCGUGUGAACCUAUUACACUCCCAGAACACUGGUCUCAUAAAUCAGAAAAAGAAACUGGAGAAUGACAUUAAUUCUCUAAGCUCCGAGGUAGAAGAAGCAGUACAAGAAUGUCGGAAUGCUGAGGACAAAGCUAAGAAGGCGAUAACAGAUGCUGCGAUGAUGGCUGAGGAAUUGAAGAAGGAACAGGAUACCAGUGCGCAUCUUGAGAGGAUGAAAAAGAACAUGGAGCAGACAACAAAAGACUUGCAGCUGCGUCUAAAUGAAGCUGAGCAGAUCGCACUGAAAGGAGGCAAGAAACAGAUCCAGAAACUGGAGUCAAGGGUGAGGGAACUGGAGUCUGAGCUUGAGACUGAACUGAGAAAAAAUGCAGAGUCCCUGAAAGGCCUUCGAAAGUAUGAGCGCAGAAUUAAGGAGCUGACCUACCAGGGUGAAGAGGACAGGAAGAGCAUCAUUUGUAUGCAAGACCUCAUUGAUAAACUGCAACUGAAAGUGAAGAGCUACAAGCGGCAGGCUGAAGAGGCUGAGGGGAAUGCCAGCACAAACCUCAGCAAAUACAGGACAUUGCAGCAUGAGCUGAAUGAUGCUGAGGAACGUGCUGAGAUAGCCGAAUCUCAAGUCAACAAGCUGCGAGCCAAAACCCGGGACAUCAAGCAUGAAGAAUAAAGGACUGGGCAUAUGGCUCUGAACCAGCUCCCCUCUGCUUUCUGUUUCGAUGUAGCUUUAGUGCAACAAGGCCUGUAUGAAUAAAGAAAUUGAUUAUGCAA
This is a messenger RNA of Stegostoma tigrinum, 6099 nucleotides long. Its product is annotated as myosin-7-like. The record is from RefSeq and is a predicted model, not a curated record. Gene Ontology annotation, cellular component: myosin complex. The coding region runs from base 179 to 5998 and encodes 1939 amino acids. The transcript has 43 exons. Gene Ontology annotation, molecular function: ATP binding; actin filament binding; cytoskeletal motor activity. NCBI's taxonomy places the organism in Eukaryota, Metazoa, Chordata, Chondrichthyes, Orectolobiformes, Stegostomatidae.